Messenger RNA from Condylostylus longicornis, 2451 nucleotides. RefSeq lists its product as uncharacterized. Gene Ontology annotation, cellular component: nuclear membrane; cytoplasm. Lineage: Eukaryota; Metazoa; Arthropoda; Insecta; Diptera; Dolichopodidae. The transcript has 15 exons. Gene Ontology annotation, biological process: protein import into nucleus. The coding region runs from base 1 to 2451 and encodes 816 amino acids. The record is from RefSeq and is a predicted model, not a curated record.
AUGACUUCCGCGUUUUCAAUCGACCAGGUUGUUAAAGCUUUUGGGAUCCUCCAUGGAAAUGGGACUCCCGAAGAAAGAAGAGCAGCUGAUUUGGGAUUGAGACGGUGGCAGCAGGCUUUUGACGCUUGGUCGAUUUCUGAUCAACUUCUAUCGAUGCCAUGCUGUCCUUAUGAAUUGCUGAAAUCGCCCAAUCCAGCCACAGAUGAUUCUGUAUCUGACUGUCUCACCACAGCACUUCAUGUGGCCGCGCGAUCUCCUGUUUACCAUCGUGGUCUUUUGCAACGAAUGCUUCAUGAAAUAUCUGCAACAGAUGGAGUCAUUCGAACAGCUCUCAGCCAUGCCUUCCAAAACGAUGAUGCUGAAGCUGUUCUGAGACUCGCCCGCAUUUAUCGAUUCGCAGGGAUUGGAAAUGCUGAUCAUAUCGCUCGAUCUCUCCAUAAGGAUCCUUUGUGUAAAGAACUACUUCCGAUUAUGAUUCGAUUAACUUCUGUCUCUUAUGACGUCAAUGAUGAGGCCCGUGGAUUGAAUGGCAUCACAACACAGAUGUUUGAUUUCUGGGAAUCAUUAGCAGUUGCAGUCACUCGAACGCGGAAGAGAAUGGCAGAUGGAGGAGUAUGGAAAGCGUCUGCAGUUCCUCUGACAGAAGGAUUAUCAGACGCUCAGGAAGCCGGACAAUUAAUCGAACAGCAAGCUAUUUUGUUUAAUUUAGUAAUUCGUACUUUGUUAUCGCAAUGUUUGGUACCCGAAGGAUUAUUCCAAGCUCCACUGGACGUGGACCAUGAUUUCCUUCAGUUCCGAUUCGAUGCAUGUUCGUGUAUCACUCGUGUUUCAACCGUUGUCUCUUUCAAAUCUGUUCUCCAAACGGUGAUUGAACUUUUGGUCGAUUCAACUCAAUCGAACGAUCGACGGAUACAAGAGGGUUAUUUAACAGCAGUAACACGCUUAAUAAAAAAUACGAAUUCUGAUGAUGAUGAUGUUUCAUCUGAAGUCGACUCACCAGUAGAUUAUGACUCAUUGACAGUCGCCCCAUUGUUCAAUUUGGUAUCCCUUUUCUCGGGAAUGUUGCUCACGCCCGACGCACCAACAAGUCUCCCUGAUUGUCUCACAAGAACAGCUGUGGCUGAACUCAUUGGUCGAGCAGCUGGAAAGUUACCUCUAAGGCGCAGGGCUGAGCUUGUCCCCAAAUUAUUGGAAUGUUUGGGACAUCAAGUCUUUCAGAAAGAUCUUGUAGGAUCCUCUCCGGAGCCUCAACUGGAUGAAGAGAUCAGGGAAAGUGGCGUCCAAUCGGAUCCUCCAUUAUUGUCUGCACGACGGUAUUUAUCGAGCCGUUCAGCCGAAGCAUUCAGAGCGUUGUGUGUCCAUGGUCAAGAUUUACCUAUCGUUCAAGAAUUAAUACCAAGUUUAGUGGCUGCUCUUUAUCGCUUUGAUGGAAUUACUGGCGAUUCCUACUAUUCAAUACUAGAAGGUGUUGCAGUGUUGAUUGGAUCUAUUCAGGAUGAUGCCAAAUUUCUCAAGGCUUCAGAGGAACUCUUCAAUCCCGUCGUCACCGCUCUGAUUUCACCGAAUCUCGACAAAACAGCAAUUGUCGCUCAAGCAGAUCGCCUUGCACUGAUUCUCAGAUCAAUCAGUCCCACCGAGCAACAAGUCGCUGUUAGAAGAGAAGCAUUGGGAAUAUUCGUAACAACAAAAUUGUGGCCACUUCUUGAACAUCUCAUCAAAGCGAACGGAAAUCAAUCGACAAUUGUUGAGAAAUGUUGCCGCGUUCUCAAACAUGGUCUACGUUGUGUCGGUCAUGCGGCAUUCCGUCCGAUAAUUCCAUCGUUUGUGAAUCUCAUUGUCGAAAAUUCAAGAGCGACAUAUUUGUAUGUCGCUGAAUGGUUGAUUCUUCCGUAUAGUGAAGAUCAAGAAAUUGCACAAACCUUAAAAUGUUUGUUUAAUGAGCUUUGCGCUUCAGCACUAAAUCAAAUUGACCAAUUGCUUGCGGCGAAUAAAGAGGAGUAUUUUCUGGUCGAAGAUUUCUACGGAAUGUUUUGCCGGUAUUUGCGGUUUUGUCCAACAAUUCCUGGAACAUCUCCAGCGCUUGACAAAGCAAUUGAAACAGGCUAUUCUUGUUUGCGGCGUUGUGGGCGAAGUGCAACCACCAUGCAUCUUCACCGAAUGGUCUCUGAGUUAUUCGGGCUGUUGGAGUCAGUUCCCUCAGCGGCAAUUGUCACUGCAAUCGGACAAGCUCUAACAGAAAUACGGACAGCAGCGAAAGCAGAGUCCGAUGCCGCAAUAAGAAAUGGACUUCUCCGCCUACCAGCUGCAGUUCUUGCAACAGACAAUUACAAGGAAACAAUUGUUCAGUCGAUACUGAAUGAUCGCGAUCUGGAGCCGAUUAUCGAUGAACUUUAUUUGAGGUGUCGACAAGUUAAUCUACGUCUUAAAGAAGCCGAAUUAACUACCGGUUAA